AUGGUUCCUUACCUUAUCGUCUUAUCCUUCUACGUGACUUCCUUCCUCCUUGCUACCGUCCUAUCUACACCCAUGUGCAGUGAACUUGUCGUUCCUGUCCAGAUUACAGCCAACAACGCGGUACAGUCUCUCCGAAAUUCUCGUGCUUCAAAGAUUCUCGAUCCUGAUCUUGAUACCACUGGACUCUUGGCACUCCUCUCAAGCGGCAUCAAUCUACCUUUCACUUCCCUCAUCGAAGGCAGCUACGAUAUUGCUGGUCGGUACUGUGAGCCGGAAGUCGAUGUUCCGUCGCGGAGAAACACUUUACAGCUACUGGCUCAUCCUGCUACCUAUGAUCGAAACUAUUGGUCUGGCGGUGGCUCUCCAGGUUUCGGCUUCGAUGGCGAUAUGUAUAGCUGGGUUUCCUAUGCUUCACUCCAGGGCUAUCCCACGUUCGCUUUCGACCGGCUUGGGAACGGCAAUUCCAGUCACCCAAAUGGUAUUACAGUUGUUCAAUGCCCAGCUCAAGCAGCGACUGUCCAUGAGAUGAUACUACUAGCUCGGAAUGGGGCCUUGCCAUUUCCUCGAAAUUUUGAUAAGAUUAUCUUCGUUGGAGAGAGCUUGGGUUCACUUGUCGGCAAUUACCUUAACGUCAAUUAUCCACAAGAUGCAGACGCAACAAUUCUCGCUGGUUUUGCCAAAGACUGGGUGACCGUUAUUCCUGGUUUCACUUUCACGGCAGGCUUACUGCCAGCUUUGGGUGUCCAGCCAUCCAGGUAUGGAAACCUUGAUCCUUCAUACCUCGAAGCCUCAAUUCAGUCGGGUGUGGAGUUCCUGCUCUUCUAUGGUCCAAACACUUACUACGACCGUACCUUUAUCCUGCAGGACUAUGCAAACAGAGGUAUCAUCACCCUUGGGGAAGCUGCCUCAGGUGCUUUAGUACCAACGGCACUGAGCUACAAAGGGCCCGUCCUAGUCAUCGAUGGGGAACAAGAUACUGUUUUCUGUGGUUUCCUUGCCCUCGAAUUUCUUGGUCCUGGGAAUUGCGGAAGUGGUCCGACCAGCAAGCCUGCUUUGACAAACAUUAUAUAUCCUUCCGCCAGUAACUACACUUCGUAUAUCGUUCCCAAUUCUGGUCAUUGUUGGGCGCAUCAGACAAAUGCGCAGAUGGGGUUCAAAUAUUCUCAUGACUGGCUAUCAGGCCUUGGAUUCUAG
Messenger RNA from Mollisia scopiformis, 1194 nucleotides. RefSeq lists its product as uncharacterized. Lineage: Eukaryota; Fungi; Ascomycota; Leotiomycetes; Helotiales; Mollisiaceae. The transcript has 6 exons. The record is from RefSeq and is a predicted model, not a curated record. The coding region runs from base 1 to 1194 and encodes 397 amino acids.